Messenger RNA from Macrosiphum euphorbiae (potato aphid), 219 nucleotides. The record is from the annotation of a GenBank genome assembly. NCBI's taxonomy places the organism in Eukaryota, Metazoa, Arthropoda, Insecta, Hemiptera, Aphididae.
AUGCCUCACCUACUUGCUAUCGACAAUAUCCAGGAAAGUAAACAAAAGCCGUCGGAAGUCGGUGAUGUCUUUAGUUUGCCGAUGCACGAAAGGACUGUGUCGGGUCCUAACAUGGUCUUUCUGAAAAAUUCUGCAGCUGAAGCACUACUAGAGACCGGGUGCAAGUCUACUCCCAAUAUAAUACUGCCGACUGUCGACGAUAUCCGGGAAAAUGGAUAA